Molecule: messenger RNA, 789 nt
Organism: Teleopsis dalmanni
Lineage: Eukaryota; Metazoa; Arthropoda; Insecta; Diptera; Diopsidae
Exons: 4
Coding region: 92-421 (109 amino acids)
Source: RefSeq, a predicted model, not a curated record
GAACAAAUAUGAAAAAAAUCAAAUCACAUGAAUUUGGCACCAAAAUUUAAUUCCAUGUCACCAAAAUUUCGACUUCAUACAUUCAAAGGUUAUGGGAAAUAGUAUCCGGAAGGCUACCGACAUAAACGAUGGGUUUAAUAGUACAACAGGUGUAAUUUCCGCAAAAUUACAGCAUUUCAUGGAUGAUACAGGCCAGUUUAAUGAUGCUCUAUUAAGUCACAAUGCUUCUUUACUUAACCCAACUUUGCUUAUGGAAGAUGAUGUUUGCAGUAUAACCAUUGAGUCGGUAUAUGUUUUAAAAAAUUCUCUGUACAAUCCAGUUAUCAAUCAGAAUCCCAUGAAUAUAGAGAAUACGACUAGAAAAAUUCAAGUAAUUAAGAAAAUGUUCACUGACGAAGAAGAGUUUGCUCGUUCACUUUAGACUUAGUUCAUAAGUAAAGAUCUGGAUUUUACUAAUCAUAGACAUUCUGUGGUGUACACAAGAGUUUGAUCUCAUUUGAUCAAAUUUAUUCUGUCCAUUCGGUCAGAAAGGACCGAAAGCAACGAUGAACGGAAAUUAAAGAUUUUUCACAGAAAAUAUGUGGUUUAUUUCUGGGAUUCUCUUAAUAGCAUUUUGCUGAUCAGUAUUUGACCAACAUUCUCUGAAGUUGAUUACUAUCUGUAAUACUAUCUGUGAUGAGUGUAAUAUCUAAGACCUUUUAAAACAUCAAGGACAAGCGCGCACUUAUGGAACAAUUAAUAGUCGCUAGGGUAAUUCUGUUGUAGUGCAUAUUUUUGCGUAAUGGUAAA